This is a messenger RNA of Microthlaspi erraticum, 402 nucleotides long. NCBI's taxonomy places the organism in Eukaryota, Viridiplantae, Streptophyta, Magnoliopsida, Brassicales, Brassicaceae. The record is from the annotation of a GenBank genome assembly.
AUGACUAUAAAUACUAAUCCGUUCAUACCUGCAAAUCAUCUCGAUAACCAUGGAACCUCCGACUCAAGAACAGAGUGUCAAAGCCAAGAACCUAGAGAGCAAUGCAAAGAUUCCUGUGAACUCAGAAAGGAGAAUGAAGGAGAUGAUGAUGGAGAAGGCGAAAGAAUAAGAGUCGACGAAUCUGUUUGGCUCACCUAUGUUCAGGACGGAUCAAGAUGGAGCAAUGUAAGGAAAGGGACUUGUUGCGUUUGCUGUGACAACCACAUUGAUGCCCUCUUGUAUAGAUGUGGGCACAUGUGUACUUGCUCAAAAUGUGCGAAUGAGCUUGUAAGGACCGGAGGUAAGUGUCCGCUUUGUAGAGCACCCAUCAUGGAGGUCAUCCGGGCCUACUCCAUUUUAUAA